GGCGCGAAAUUAUGCAAUAAAAAAAUAAUAAUAAACAUUAAAUACACCGCACUUUCCAUACAUUUCACGAAGCAUCAAGUGUUACUAAGUCGACAACAAAGUAUAAAAUGAGAUGUUGAGUCUAGUGACCACAUAAAAAUAUGUAAAUCAAAGAUAGCUCUCAAAUAAUUUUAAAACGAACGUCGCUAGGGGUACAUACAAAAAACAAUUACUUUAACGAAAAAAUUUAUCACUUUUUGUUUUUAAUAUAUAAGUAGAAUUUAGUGAAAAGUAAAGUUAAAAAGUUGUAAGUAAUAUAGUAAGAUACAAUUUGGUAAUAUGAAUAUACCACAGGGAUUCAAUUUUCCAAUGGCUUCUCUGUAUGUUGGAGAUUUACAUCCAGAUGUGACAGAAGCUAUGUUAUACGAAAAAUUCACCACUGUCGGUCAGGUAUUAUCUUUGAGGCUGUGCAGAGACUCGAGAACGAAGCAAUCGCUUGGAUAUGGAUACGUUAAUUUCAAUCAAUUGGCAGAAGCUGAAAGAGCUUUGGAUACAAUGAAUUUCGAUUUACUGAAAGGAAAACCAAUAAGAAUAAUGUGGUGUCAAAGAGACCCUUCACUGAGAAAAUCUGGUAUAGGAAAUGUUUUCAUAAAAAAUCUGGAUAAAAACAUAGAUAACAAAGCCAUGUAUGACACAUUCUCGGCAUUUGGUAAUAUAUUAAGCUGUAAAGUGGCUCUGGAUGAGAAUGGAAUGUCGAAGGGCUAUGGGUUCGUUCAUUUCGAGAAUGAAGAAGCGGCCAACAAAGCCAUAGAAAAGACGAACGGAAUGCUUCUCAACGGAAAAAAGGUAUAUGCUGGAAAAUUUAUACCAAAGUUAGAGAGGGAAAAAUCGAUCGGAGAGAAAGCCAAGCUUUACUCCAACAUCUACAUCAAAAACUUUGGGAAUCACUUCACAGACGACCAACUAUACCAGACGUUCUCGAAAUACGGAAAAAUAACGAGUUCUGUCGUUAUGAAAAACCCGGAUGGCUCUUCCAAAGGAUUCGGUUUCGUCGCAUUCGAGGACCCAAAGGCCGCCGAACAGGCUGUCAAGGAAAUGAAUAAUCGCGAAGUGAACGGUUGCUGUCUGUACGUUGGACGGGCUCAGAAGAAAACCGAGCGGAUUAACGAGUUGAGGAAAGUUUACGAACAGGUUAAGCUGGAACGUUACGCCAGAUUUCAGAGUGUUAAUUUGUACGUUAAAAAUUUAGACGAUUCUUUCGAUAACGAUAAGUUGUGCAAGGAGUUUUCCCAGUUUGGUACCAUCAAAUCCGCUAAGGUUAUGUACGAGCAGGGGAGAAGCAAAGGUUUCGGUUUCGUUUGUUACACAUCCCCGGAGGAGGCGACCAAGGCUGUCACGGAGAUGAACGGUAGGAUGGUCGGAUCCAAGCCUUUGUACGUGGCUCUGGCGCAGAGGAAGGAGGAUAGAAGGGCCUUUUUGAACAACCAGUACAUGCAAAGGUUGAGGCAGCAAAGUAUCAACUUCCCAACAACUACGCCUCCGUUUGUGCUUCCAGCUGUUGCGUCUGGACCUAGAUUUUACGGUCACAUAAACCACAUAAGAGCCACUCCGCGUUGGCCGAAUGCUGCCCCAAUACGUCCAAACGGUACAUAUUUACAGAUGAUGUCGAAUCCUUCCUUUCGGUCGGCCACCAGACCCCUCCAACUGAACAACAUACGAAAUGCCAUCCACGCUAGGGCUAUAACAGGGCAGCAAACACCAACAGCUCGUCCUAACAGUAAAUACACCAGUAACACGCCGAGCAAUAUGGUGCGCUCUAUGACCAUGGGCCUUGGAAAUGGCGGAGACAAUCCCUUGGACGCCAACACCCUCAACGAGGCCAACCAAGACCAGAAGCAGGUGCUCGGGGAGCGUUUGUACCACGUGGUCGAGAAACUUCAUCCGGAAAUGGCCAGCAAGAUAACCGGGAUGCUGUUGGAGAUCGAUAACACGGAACUCAUUCGUAUGAUCGACGACCAGGACUCCCUGAAAGCGAAGGUGGAAGAAGCCAUAGCCGUCCUGCAAGCCCACAAAGCCAAGAAGGGACUAGUAGUUCAAGAUUAAUAUUUCGGGUUCAUUAUUAACGGUCAAACUUUGUUCUCCGCAUGUUUAAAUACCUAAGUUUUAUUGAUGUAACAAUUGACUUGGAAAGAAUUGUUUUAGUUAACACAAAUGCCAAAAAUAUUUAUACACUAACACGCAACAUCCAUGAUUCUUUCCAACUUGUUUUAGUUUCUGGUAAUUUUGAGAAAAUUCGUUUUAUUUGAAUAAAUUAUUACUCUGUU
This is a messenger RNA of Coccinella septempunctata (seven-spotted ladybird), 2303 nucleotides long. RefSeq names its product polyadenylate-binding protein 4-like. The record is from RefSeq and is a predicted model, not a curated record. Gene Ontology annotation, cellular component: ribonucleoprotein complex; cytosol; nucleus. Gene Ontology annotation, molecular function: poly(A) binding; mRNA 3'-UTR binding; poly(U) RNA binding. NCBI's taxonomy places the organism in Eukaryota, Metazoa, Arthropoda, Insecta, Coleoptera, Coccinellidae. The transcript has a single exon. The coding region runs from base 319 to 2082 and encodes 587 amino acids.